Cryptomeria japonica (Japanese cedar) is the source of this 1215-nucleotide messenger RNA. RefSeq names its product probable E3 ubiquitin-protein ligase XERICO. The record is from RefSeq and is a predicted model, not a curated record. NCBI's taxonomy places the organism in Eukaryota, Viridiplantae, Streptophyta, Pinopsida, Cupressales, Cupressaceae. The coding region runs from base 328 to 921 and encodes 197 amino acids. The transcript has 2 exons. Gene Ontology annotation, molecular function: zinc ion binding.
AAAUUGGAAAAUUUCUCGUCUCCACCUAAUAUACAUUGUCAUCAUCCUCAUCAAGUUUUACUAUUGUGCGAUUCAGAUCCGAUCCGAAUUCCCCAUUUGACAAACAGUCUAAAAAAACUUUUCAAAGUGGUUAGAAGCUUCUAUGAUUUGGCCUUGACCCCUACCAAAGCAACCACUCAACUUGCCACUAAAACAGGGGUCUCCCACCAUUUAAUACAUCCAGCAAAAUAGGGUCUGCUUUUUCUUAUGUUUUAACAUUCUGCCAUUAGAUUGAGGCUUACUGUUCUGCAGGUGUGAAACAAAAAGGGAGAAGAAGAACAAGGUGUAAUGGGGUUCCCAAGCUUUUCUGGUGUCUCUACUGGGCUUCUGGUUAUAAUCAACACAGUUCUCUCAGUCCAAUCUGUUAAGGACAUUGUCAAAUCAUUUAUGCGUAUUCUGGGUUUAUUUUUUACAUCUUCUGCUGAUAAUGUACAGAUAAAUAGCAGGAGUAACCAGCUUCUGAGAAGGGAAUAUUCAAAUUCGAAUCCUGAAACAUCUUCAGAGACUGCUCCAGGUUUGGGGUCUGAGCUCGCCCAAUUGCCCGUUGUGGCUGAUGAAAUCAGGCAGAAUCUCCCUGUUGUGCCCUAUACAACACCUGCAAAUAAUACCCAUGUGGGUGAAUGUGCUGUUUGUCUGUGUAGGUUUGAGGAAGGGGAUCAAAUAAGGGAACUGCCAUGCUCUCAUUUCUUCCACAGGAUUUGCCUUGACAAGUGGUUGGAUCACCAACAAACAACUUGCCCUUUAUGCAGAUUCUCCCUCAUACCAGAAGAGACUGCCAUUAGGCUGAGGAGAAGAGAGCAGGAACUAACAGAAGAGCUUAUGUUCUGGUUCUCCUCCUUCCAUGGCCAUGGAUUUCACAGUAUGUGGUGGCUAAGGGCCUAGGGACAUACCUUCUGUUAAUUGUUGCUGGAGUAUUAUAGAUCAGACAUUCAACUGGGGCAUUUCAUUUGGACAAUUGCGCCUCAAGAUUUGUAUAUAUAUAGUAUUUUUAUUUCUCCUAAUUUUCAGCAUGUAAAUCUAUUUAUUUUCCACUCAGACCCAGAUGGUCUGAUGGAUUGAAUUUUUCAGCAGCAGAACUCUUCAAAGCAAUAUUGGUAUUAUUUAAAUAUUUCCGUUUCAAUGGCAAUCUUUCGAGAGGCAACUAUGAAAAAUGAAUGGAUUGGUUGUUCUUCAUCA